Messenger RNA from Notechis scutatus (mainland tiger snake), 753 nucleotides. RefSeq names its product trafficking protein particle complex subunit 5 (gene TRAPPC5). Gene Ontology annotation, biological process: endoplasmic reticulum to Golgi vesicle-mediated transport. Gene Ontology annotation, cellular component: TRAPPI protein complex; TRAPPIII protein complex; TRAPPII protein complex. The record is from RefSeq and is a predicted model, not a curated record. Lineage: Eukaryota; Metazoa; Chordata; Lepidosauria; Squamata; Elapidae.
GCCAGCGAGCGGAAAGGAGUCGCGCUGCCGGAAGGGAUAAGGAGCCGCGGUCAAGCGUUAAUCUCGUUCUUUGGUAGCACUAUGGAUGCACGUUUUACCCGUGGCAAGUCUGCUAUCCUGGAACGUUCGCUCACCCGACCCAAGACCGAUGUAAGCCUCAGUGCCUUUUCCCUGCUGUUUUCCGAGAUUGUACAGUACUGCCAGAACAGGGUCUAUUCUGUUUCUGAGCUUCAGAACAAACUUUCUGAGCUAGGCCAGCAGGUGGGAGCUCGUAUCCUGGAUGUGCUGGUGAUGCGAGAGAAAAAUGGCAAACGUGAGACCAAGGUCAUCAAUAUUCUGCUCUUCAUCAAGGUGACAGUUUGGAAGGCUCUCUUUGGGAAGGAAGCUGACAAGCUUGAGCAAGCCAACGAUGAUGACAAGACCUACUACAUCAUUGAGAAAGAGCCUCUUAUCAAUACUUACAUUUCAGUUCCCAAGGAGAACAGCACCCUCAACUGUGCUUCCUUCACUGCUGGCAUCGUGGAGGCCAUGCUCACUUGCAGUGGCUUCCCUGCUAAAGUCACAGCCCAUUGGCACAAAGGGACCACACUCAUGAUUAAAUUUGAUGAGUCAGUUAUAGCACGUGACAAAGGGUUGGAUGGCCGUUGACAUUUUGUAUAAAUAAAUUUGAAUUAUCCAUGUGUGUAUAUGUAUAUAGAGAGUAUGUACAGAUAGGCACACACAUUCUAUAAUAAAGUAAUUUAUUCAUAUGUA